Molecule: messenger RNA, 2470 nt
Organism: Callorhinus ursinus (northern fur seal)
Lineage: Eukaryota; Metazoa; Chordata; Mammalia; Carnivora; Otariidae
Source: RefSeq, a predicted model, not a curated record
AUGCUGCGCCUGGGGCUGUGCGCCGCCGCCCUGCUGUGUGUGUGCCGGCCCGGUGCUGUGCGCGCCGACUGCUGGCUCAUCGAGGGCGACAAGGGGUACGUGUGGCUGGCCAUCUGCAGCCAGAACCAGCCGCCCUACGAGACCAUCCCGCAGCACAUCAACAGCACUGUGCACGACCUGCGGCUCAACGAGAACAAGCUCAAGGCUGUGCUCUACUCCUCGCUCAACCGCUUCGGGAACCUCACCGACCUCAACCUCACCAAGAACGAGAUCUCUUACAUCGAGGACGGCGCCUUCCUGGGCCAGUCGAGCCUGCAGGUGCUGCAGCUGGGCUACAACAAGCUCAGCAACCUGACCGAGGGCAUGCUGCGCGGCAUGGGCCGCCUGCAGUUCCUCUUCGUGCAGCACAACCUCAUCGAGGUGGUGACGCCCGCCGCCUUCUCCGAGUGCCCGAGCCUCAUCAGCAUCGACCUGUCCUCCAACCGCCUCAGCCGCCUGGAUGGCGCCACCUUCGCCAGCCUGGCCAGCCUCAUGGUGUGCGAGCUGGCCGGCAACCCCUUCAACUGUGAGUGCGACCUCUUCGGCUUCCUGGCCUGGCUGGUGGUCUUCAACAACGUCACCAAGAACUACGACCGCCUGCAGUGCGAGUCCCCGCGUGAGUUCGCCGGCUACCCGCUGCUGGUGCCCCGGCCCUACCACAGCCUCAACGCCAUCACCGUGCUCCAGGCCAAGUGCCGCAAUGGCUCGCUGCCCGCCCGGCCCGCCAGCCACCCUACGCCCUAUUCCACCGACGCCCAGCGGGAGCCCGACGAGAACUCGGGCUUCAACCCCGACGAGAUCCUCUCGGUGGAGCCGCCGGCCUCGUCCACCACAGAUGCGUCGGCGGGGCCCGCCAUCAAGCUGCACCACGUCACCUUCACCUCGGCCACCCUGGUGGUCAUCAUCCCGCACCCCUACAGCAAGAUGUACGUCCUGGUCCAGUACAACAACAGCUACUUCUCCGACGUCAUGACGCUCAAGAACAAGAAGGAGAUCGUCACACUGGACAAGCUGCGGGCGCACACCGAGUACACCUUCUGUGUGACCUCGCUGCGCAACAGCCGCCGCUUCAACCACACCUGCCUGACCUUCACCACGCGGGACCCCGUCCCUGGCGACCUGGCGCCCAGCACCUCCACCACCACCCACUACAUCAUGACCAUCCUGGGCUGCCUCUUCGGCAUGGUUGUCGUGCUGGGCGCGGUCUACUACUGCUUGCGUAAGCGGCGCGUGCAGGAGGAGAAGCAGAAGUCCGUCAAGGUCAAGAAAACCAUUCUGGAGAUGCGCUAUGGCGCGGACGUGGAUGCCGGCUCUGUGGUCCACGCCGCCCAGAAGCUGGGGGAACCCCCCGUGCUGCCCGUGUCCUGCAUGUCCUCCAUCCCCUCCAUGAUCGGGGAGAAGCUGCCCACCUCCAAGGGGUUGGAGGCCGGGCUGGACACACCCAAGGUGGCCACCAAGGGCAACUAUAUCGAGGUGCGCACGGGCGCGGGCGGGGAUGGCCUGGCCCGGCCGGAGGAUGACCUCCCGGACCUGGAGAACGGCCAGGGCUCGGCCGCUGAGAUCUCCACCAUCGCCAAGGAGGUGGACAAGGUCAACCAGAUCAUUAACAAUUGCAUCGAUGCCCUCAAGCUGGACUCGGCCUCCUUCCUUGGGGGGGGUGGCGGCAGCGGGGACCCCGAGCUGGCCUUCGAGUGCCAGUCCCUCCCCGCGGCCGCCGCCGCCUCCUCAGCCGCCGCCCCGGGGGCGCUGGAGCGCCCCAGCUUCCUCUCACCCCCCUACAAGGAGAGCUCCCACCACCCCCUCCAGCGCCAGCUGAGCGCCGACGCCGCCGUGGCCCGCAAGACCUGCAGCGUGUCGUCCAGCGGCUCCAUCAAGAGCGCCAAGGUCUUCAGCCUGGACGUGUCCGACCACCCGGCUGCCGCGGGGCUGGCCAAGGGCGACUCCAAGUACAUCGAGAAGGGCAGCCCCCUCAACAGCCCGCUGGACCGGCUGCCGCUGGUGCCGGCGGGCGGCGGCGGCGGCGGCGGCGUGCACCACCUGGAGGUGCAGCCCGCCUACCACUGCAGCGAGCACCGGCACAGCUUCCCCGCCCUGUACUACGAGGACGGCGCCGACAGCCUGAGCCAGCGCGCGUCCCUCCUCAAGCCGCUGACCCGCUCCAAGCGGGACUCCACCUACUCGCAGCUCUCGCCCAGACACUACUACUCAGGUUACUCGUCCAGCCCUGAGUACUCAUCCGAGAGCACGCACAAGAUCUGGGAGCGCUUCCGGCCCUACAAGAAGCACCACCGGGAGGAGGUGUACAUGGCUGCCGGCCACGCCCUGCGCAAGAAGGUCCAGUUCGCCAAGGACGAGGACCUGCACGACAUCCUCGAUUACUGGAAGGGGGUCUCGGCCCAGCAGAAGCUGUGACCCUCUCCUUCCCGGUGAG